Messenger RNA from Rhododendron vialii, 1405 nucleotides. Its product is annotated as endo-1,3;1,4-beta-D-glucanase-like. The record is from RefSeq and is a predicted model, not a curated record. Lineage: Eukaryota; Viridiplantae; Streptophyta; Magnoliopsida; Ericales; Ericaceae. Bases 305 to 1024 code for a protein of 239 amino acids. Gene Ontology annotation, molecular function: hydrolase activity. The transcript has 7 exons.
GGUUCCCUGCGGCCCGCCGAAGUGUCAUUCUGUUUGGUCACGGGAAUAACCUCCUACUAUGUUUUUCCAAAAAAAAAAAAAAUGGCCGGUGCGAUGGAUGGCGUCAUCGAUGACGUCAAGUUUUAUGAUUUACUCCUAUCUUCCCCUGCUCUAAGUCUCUGACUACUAGUAUAUCCGUCAUCUCUCGCGCACUAUAUGUACACAUUCAUAUCACACUCCCAGUAACGUAUCCAUCCUCUCUCUCUCUCUCUCUCUCUCUCUCUCUCUCUCUCUCUCAUCAUCGGUUGCAAUUGUUCUUGGAAAUAUGGCAAAUGCGCAGUGUUGUGCCAAUGCUCCAACCCUAAGCUCAACCUGCGGAGCAGGACACGUGGAGGAAUUUGGUGGCCUUAAAAACUAUAUUUCUGGUCCCUCUGAUUCCAAGCUCGCUAUCCUCCUCGUCUCCGAUGUUUUUGGAUACGAGGCUCCAAAUUUGAGGUUGCUUGCUGACAAGUGUGCAGCUGCUGGUUACCUUGUGGUGGUUCCAGACUUCUUACAUGGAGAUCCCUUUGACAAAAGCAAUCCUAAUAGGACAUUCCAAGCUUGGUGUGAUGCUCAUCCAAUUGACAAAGUAACUGAAACAGCAAUAUCAGUAGUUGAAGCUCUAAAAGCCAAGGGUGUGUCUACAAUUGGAUGUGCAGGCUUCUGUUGGGGAGCCCAAGUUGUUGUGAAACUAGGCCAGCAUCCUUAUAUCAAUGCGGCAGUGCUGUUACAUCCUUCAUUUGUUACGUUGGAUGAGAUCCUGGCGGUUAAGGUCCCCAUUUCAAUUCUGGGAGCUGAAAACGACCAAAUUUCUCCACCGGAACUCUUGAAACAAUUUGGCAAGGCCUUGGAGGCUAAAAAAGAGGUUGACUGCUUUCUGAAGAUAUUUCCUGGGGUUUCGCAUGGGUGGACAGUGAAGUACCCAAGCGACGAUGAAGAGGCUGUCAAGCGCGCGGCAGAGGCCCACCAAGAUAUGUUGGAUUGGUUUGCUAAGUUCAUAUGUUGAUCGAGAAAACUGUCAAACUACAAUGUAAUUUGGCGUGUGAGGAAUCCCCGGUUUAGUUGUUGAAUAAGUUGUCUCUACUAUGUUGCCUAUAAAAAAAAAAAAGUUGUCUCUGCUAUGUCUGAACUUGGAGGGGUUUGUUCUCUUUUGUUUCGUCUGAAAAAAGUUCCUUCCACGAGCGAACAUCGCUCUCCACAGGCAAGGAGUUUGCUUAAUACUAGUAGCUUAGGGGUUGAGAGCUAUGAAUAUUGUGCUUUUGGGUUGAGCUCUAGGUCUGCUGCUUGGUUCAAUAUUACUUGGUUCAAGAGUACUUUUGACUCUUGUGUAUUUUUCGGACUCUUCAUACAGUUGUCGUGAAACUUAUUAUACCUGCAAUUUGUUGCA